AUGAAACUACUCUCAACUAUUCUGAAAUAUCUUCCAAAAUUAAUUAACAAAUCGUUUCAUGUAGAAUGGUGUUCAAAAAUAAAAUCUGUUCUUCGUGGACAUAUCAUGUGGUUGUUCAAACGAGCUCAGCGGUUAGACCAAGGGCACUGGGGACGUUCUUAUUUGACAAAUGGUCAAUGUAAAGAUAAAAUUUUUCAACUAGAUCAGCAAUGUUAUCCUUUGCUCGAAUUAUGCCAAUAUUACGAUCUCUAUCAAGAAGAAAAAGGAGAUUGUAUAGAAUUAGUGAACAUGUUUGUUAACCAAAUAGAUGAAGUUUUAACAACAAUUCUUGCCUGUAAACAUCCUGAAAAAUGGAUUUUUUCUACAGAUGAAACACCCGGCGAUGAUCCUGUACAAUAUCCGUAUCAUUUUUCAUCACAAAUACUUUUAUGGUAUACAUUAAAACAACUUGAACAAAGAAAAUUUGUAAAAAGCUUUGAUCUGACAUAUUGGAUAGAAAAUUUGUAUCGUGAUUGCUUAGAAUGUUUUCGUACUAAUCAUCCCGAAAAUCAGAAUAAAUUUCUUUUUGCAUAUGUAGCUGAUAAUCAAAAUUCAUAUCAUCACUUUUAUCAUGAUGCAAAUGAUUUACCAACUGUAUAUGCUCCGCUUUGGCAAUUUUGCUCGCAUGACGAUGAAGCAUGGUUGAAUACAAUGGAAUUUGCAUUUUCUCCACUAAACAAGGAUGGAUUUUAUGUCGUUGGAUUAGGUUCUGUACAUACUCGACAUCCAUGGCCAUUGGGUGAUGCUCAAGAACUCUUAUACGCUCAUUUAAUUAAUGAUGAAACUCGACAACGAAGACUAUUAAAUCGUUUAACCAACCAGAUUAUUCAAUGGGAUGGUUUGUAUUCAGAAGCUGUAGAUGAAAAUGAUCACAAGGUUACAUCAAGACAUUGGUUCUCAUGGCCAGGCGCAGUUAUUAGUAUAAUGUUCUUAAACUACUACUUUUGA
Didymodactylos carnosus is the source of this 987-nucleotide messenger RNA. The record is from the annotation of a GenBank genome assembly. Lineage: Eukaryota; Metazoa; Rotifera; Eurotatoria; Philodinida; Philodinidae.